Molecule: messenger RNA, 1111 nt
Organism: Schistosoma rodhaini
Lineage: Eukaryota; Metazoa; Platyhelminthes; Trematoda; Strigeidida; Schistosomatidae
Source: the annotation of a GenBank genome assembly
CUUUAUUCUCCUAACAUCAAAAUUCGAAUUAUCAUGGACAUUGGAAAUUCAACCAAGAGAAAUCAACAAAAAGUCAGGCUAUAUCAACUGUUUAAGUCAACUAAAGGAUUAACUUGUUUCAAAUCUGAUGAAUUUAUUAGAAAAAUAUGUGAAAGAAGCCUUUAUCAAUUGAAACCACUUCCUGGAAGGGAAUUUAAUUUUAAGCUUUGCAAAAUUAUUAUCAAACAGGUACUUGAACAAUUUAUAUCAAACUACAAUGGUGAUAAAUAUAAUCAGAUGAAAAGUAGACAAGAAUCACAAUCGAACGAGCUGUUAUGUAAUUUAACCAAUCAACUUCGUCAAAUGAUUGUAAUGCACUUGAAAGCGUUUGAUAUUAAAAAUGGAGGCCGGUAUAAACUAAUUGUUUAUGUAAUACAAACAAAUUGUCCAGAAGGAAAUUCAUCAUUAUCUAGUAUAAUGAUAGCAAGUUGUGGAUUAUUUAACAGAGAAACAGACUAUUAUCUAUCUGAAACUAUAAGAACUAUUUUUGAUUACUCCAUACAACAGAAAUUUGUAAUCGUGAGAACACUUGGAGAAAAUUGUAAACUAAGCCAAAACUUCAAGAAUAAUAAUUAAGCCUGUAGAUAAGCUCGACACUUGCGCUACAUAGCACACUACCUGAGAAUGGUGAUAUUGAAACACUUGUAGUUUUCUUUCACUUGCCAUGAGCUCCUCAUUAAGUAAUGGAUAAAUACGAUAUCCACUAAGCAUGAACCAAUACUUUCUUUAAUGAAAAAUAUAUGAUGCAUACAAUGAUUGAUCGUUUAAUCUCGUUUGAUGUCGUCAAAAUUAAAAUGACAAUUUCAAUACAGGAUUCAGGGGUUUUGGAAAUGUUGGUCAUUUUCAAGUUUGUUCAGUGGUCGAACACGAAUUAUACAAUGAUCCGAGCUAGAGAAUGGAGCAUGUUCACGAGUCAUAUAUAUACCCAUAUCAUUAAUGAAAACGAAGUCCAAAUGAGCAUCCAAACGAAUAGAAAAAUCUACUACAUUUUGGUGACCUAGUGAUGCAAAGAAGAUACAGUCACAUGAACUAAAAUCACCGCAUACAAUUGAAAGUGAACCACUGAAGGCAG